AUGCCGGCCACCAACCAGGGCUGGCCCGAAGACUUCGGCUUCCGGCUGGGCGGCUCGGGCCCCUGCUUCGUCCUGGAGGUGACAGAAGGGAGCAGCGCACACGCCGGGGGUCUGCGGCCCGGGGACCAGAUCCUGGAGGUGGAGGGGCUGGCGGUGGGUGGCCUGAGCCGCGAGCGCCUCGUGCGCCUGGCCCGGACAGUCCGAGUCUACAAGGGCAACAAGAGCUUCGGCUUCACGCUGCGCGGUCACGGGCCUGUCUGGAUCGAGUCUGUCCUGCCUGGGAGCCCGGCUGACAAUGCGUCCCUCAAGUCAGGCGACCGGAUCCUCUUCCUCAAUGGACUGGACAUGAGGAACUGCUCCCAUGACAAGGUGGUAUCCAUGCUUCAAGGCAGUGGCGCGAUGCCCACACUGGUGGUGGAGGAGGGGCUCGUCCCAUUCGCCAGCGACUCCGAUUCCUUGGAUUCCCCCAACCCGUCCUCGGCGCUCACCUCCCUGCAGUGGGUGGCAGAGAUCCUGCCCUCCAGCAUCCGGGUGCAGGGGAGGACUUUCAGCCAGCAGCUGGAGCACCUACUCACGCCUCCCGAGCGCUAUGGGGUCUGCCGGGCCCUUGAGAGCUUCUUCCAGCACAGGAACAUUGACACCCUCAUCGUGGACGUCUACCCGGUGCUGGACACACCUGCCAAACAAGUUCUUUGGCAGUUCAUCUACCAGCUGCUGACUUACGAGGAGCAGGAGCUCUGCCAGGAGAAAAUUGCAUGUUUCCUGGGCUACACGGCCAUGACAGAGCCGGAGCCCGAGCUGGACCUGGAGCCGGAGCCCGAGCCCGAGCCCGAACCAGUGCCCGAGCUGCAGCAGCGAAGCUCCCUGAGAGCCUCGUCCAUGUGCCGCCGCAGCCUCCGGUCCCAGGGCCUGGAGGCCAGCCUCAGUUGCGGUCCCGGCGACUGCCCCGAGAUGCCUCUUCCUCUAAUCCCAGGCGAGCGCCAGGCAGGCGACGGCACGUCCCUCCCCGAGACCCCCAAUCCUAAGAUGAUGUCAGCCGUCUAUGCGGAGCUCGAGUCCAGACUGAACAGCAGCUUCAAAGGGAAGGUGGGGACCACGUCCAGAUCCCGUGCCUCCCCACCAGGGCCCAGCCCAGCAGGCCCAGCAGGGCCCAGGACCCUGUCCAGCGUCUCAUGGCCCAGCGAGCAGCACCUACCCUCCCCCUGCUACUACCCACUGUGUUCAGGGGGCCUGGCCUCCCCCAGCAGCUCUGAGUCCCACCCCUACGCCAGCCUGGACAGCAGCAGGGCGCCCUCCCCACAGCCAGACCCCGGGCCCAUCCGCUCCGACAGUCCCCCCAGCCCGGACCCUGCCCGCCCGCCGAGCCGCAGGAAGCUCUUCACUUUCUCCCGCCCCGUGCGAAGCCGGGAUACUGACCGCUUCCUGGAUGUGCUGAGUGAGCAGCUGGGCCCCCGGGUCACUGUCGUGGAUGAUUUCCUGAGCCCUGAGAAUGAUUAUGAGGAGAUGAGCUUCCACGAUGACCAGGGAAGCUUUGUGACCAAUGAACGGAGCAGCGCUAGUGAGUGCAUCAGCAGCAGUGAGGAAGGCAGCUCCCUGACCUACUCCUCCAUCUCCGACCACAUCCCCCCACCCCCGCUCAGCCCCCCGCCUCCACCACCUCUGCCCUUCCAUGACCCCAAGCCCAGCUCCCGCACCCCUGAUGGUCCCCGGGGCCCUGCUCAGGUGCUGGCCAAGCCCCUCACCCAACUCAGCCACCCAGUCCCUCCACCGCCCCCGCCACCCCUGCCCCCACCGGUGCCCUGUGCACCCCCCAUGCUGUCCCGGGGCCUGGGCCACCGCCGAAGUGAGACCAGCCACAUGAGCGUCAAGCGCCUGCGGUGGGAGCAGGUGGAGAACUCGGAAGGCACCAUCUGGGGUCAGCUCGGGGAAGAUUCUGACUAUGACAAGUUGAGCGACAUGGUGAAAUAUCUCGAUUUGGAGCUCCACUUUGGCACCCAGAAACCUGCUAAGCCGGUGCCUGGGCCUGAGCCCUUCAGGAAGAAAGAGGUGGUGGAGAUCCUGUCUCACAAGAAGGCCUACAACACCUCCAUCCUGCUGGCUCACCUGAAGCUGAGCCCCGCGGAGCUGCGGCAGGUGCUCAUGAGCAUGGAGCCCCGGCGCCUGGAGCCCGCGCACCUGGCGCAGCUGCUGCUCUUCGCGCCCGACGCCGACGAGGAGCAGCGCUACCAGGCUUUCCGCGAGGCGCCCGGCCGCCUCAGCGAGCCGGACCAGUUCGUCCUGCAGAUGCUAUCGGUUCCCGAAUACAAAACCCGCUUGCGCAGCCUCCACUUCCAAGCCACCCUACAAGAGAAGACAGAGGAGAUCCGGGGCAGCCUGGAGUGCUUGCGCCAGGCAUCCCUUGAGCUCAAGAACAGCCGGAAGCUCGCCAAGAUCCUGGAGUUUGUGUUGGCCAUGGGCAACUAUCUCAACGAUGGACAGCCCAAAACCAACAAGACCACAGGCUUCAAGAUCAACUUCCUGACAGAGCUCAACUCCACCAAGACUGUGGAUGGGAAGUCCACAUUCCUGCACAUCCUUGCCAAAUCACUGAGCCAGCACUUUCCAGAACUCCUGGGCUUUGCUCAGGACCUGCCCACUGUGCCCCUGGCUGCCAAAGUCAACCAACGGGCCCUGACCAGUGACCUGGCUGACCUCCAUGGCACCAUCAGUGAGAUACAGGCUGCUUGCCAGAGCAUGUCCCCCUCCAGUGAGGACAAGUUUGCUGUGGUCAUGACGUCCUUCCUAGAGACGGCCCAGCCGGUGCUGCGGGCCCUGGACGGGCUGCAGCGCGAGGCCAUGGAGGAGCUGGGCAGGGCGCUGGCCUUUUUCGGCGAGGACUCCAAAGCCACCACCUCCGAGGCCUUCUUUGGCAUCUUCGCAGAGUUCAUGAGCAAGUUCGAGCGAGCACUCAGUGACCUGGAGGCUGGGGAUGGCCCACGCAGCUCAGGGAUGGUUUCACCCCUGGCCUGGUGACCUGCGGAGCCCGUCCUGCCUGAGGCCUGUCCCAGUGGCCUGGAGCAGCCCAGAGCGGCCUGGGUGUGGGAGAUGGGGCCCGGCCUCCCCGUGUCUCCAGCUACCUCAGCCAUCAGGCUCUGGGCAGUGGGAAAGUGCAGGGUCCGCCGGCUUCCCCUCUGUGGGCCUUGGCACCCACCGGGGGCAUGGGGCAGAGAGAGGCGCCAACUCCCCGGGGAAUGUGAACCUUGGCUGCCCACCGGCGUGCUCCCACUGGGAGGCCUGGCUUUGCCCCGCCUCACUCUGGGCCUUGGAGCAGGUGCUGGCUGUGCACACCCUCCAGACUCUGGUCUGGUCCCAGGGAGGGGUGGCGGGGCUGCGACCCACCAGGGGACUGUGGGACGGCCCCCGCCCUGGGGCAGCGUCUGCUGUCUGCCCCACUGAGCUUGGCCAGAGCCCGCUCUGCCCCAAGCAAGGACAUCCGAAUCUCCUUUUGGAGCCUGCUUCCAGUGGGCUGGAGGGACACCCUUGCAGAACACGCACUCUGGAGCCUAGAGAAGGUGACAGACGCCCUGGAACAUGCCAUGCCAGUGGGCACAAUAGGCCUUGAGGUCUCCCACCCAGCCCUGGCCUCCUGGGGCUGCUUGGAAGAAAGCGGGAGAAAGGACAGCCUCAGGUGCAGGGACCUGGGGGCCUGUGCACCUAGCCUGGGUCUUAGAAGCUGGAAGAAACCGCAGUUGGCUGCAGCCCAGAAGCAGGGCCGGCAGGACAAGUGCCGGGCAGGGAUACAGGGGAGGACUGGAUUGGGAAGACACGCUAUGUCAGACUGGAGAAUUGAGGGUUUUUAUCCAGCAGACAAAUUUAAGUCCAGUUUGGGGAGCCUGAGAAUGGGAUGGCGUGGGCAAGGUAGGGGCAGAGAGAACGGGAAGAUGUUCAGGUGCUCGGUGAGUAGGACUUGGGCGCUGGUUGCCUGGCUGGGUUGUGGUGAUGUUCCCUGGAAUGGGUCACAUGAGCAGAGCAGGUGUUGGACUGGAUGACACAGUGGGACAUGGCUGGGAUCCCAGAGGCUGUUUCACACGUGUAUCUGGAGGCCCUGGUGAGUUCGGGGGGUAAAGGAGACAGGGAGCAGGGGUCCUGUGGGCGGGGAGGAUGGGUUAAUUUCCUCCAUCCUUCCCAUGCUCCCUUUGGCAGUUUCGGGCAUCAGGUAGAUUCCUGUUGCCUCUUUCCUUAACUUUCUUCCAGAGAAGUCCGAAACGGGCUUUAAACUUGUCUCUUGGAUUCUUUUUCUCUCCCUACAUUCAAAUGUCUAAUGCUGCUCUUGGACAGUAUUUGGGACCCGUUCAGUUCUUUUUUCAGUCUCCCACAGACUGCUCUUUGAGACCAUGUAUGUUCUUUCCUUGUGAGUGGGGAACUCACAGCCACCCUGUAAACCUGGGGCACCGGGGAGGGGGCUUAGUGGGUGAAAUAUCUGACUCUUGAUUUCAGCUCAGGUCAUGAUCUCAGGGCCGUGAGAUCGGAUCCCAUGUCAGGCUCCAUGCUGGGUGUGGAGCCUGCUUAAGAUUCUCUCUCUCCCUCUCCCUCCGUCCCUCCCCACCCUCGCUAGGCAGCUUUACUAGUCAUGCAGGUCUCUCUCCCAUGUCUGGGGCCUUGGCUGGGACAGCUGGGAUGACUUCAUGUGGCCUCUCAUCCCCAGCCAAAUAGCCAGGAUGGUUCCCAUGGUGGAGGCAGGGGUCCAAGAGAACCAAAGUCACAGAAAACUCCUUGAGGUCUAAGGUCAGACCUCAGACCUGGCACACCCACCAUUCCACCACAGUCUCCUGUCAAGUGACAAGGCCAGCCCAGAUUCUAGGGGAGGGCUAAUAGGCUCCACUCUUGAUGAAAGACGAUGCCAAGUCACAUGGCAGGGGGUGUGGAUUCAGGAGAAUCGGGGCCAUUUUCGCAUCCGUCUACCACCUGCCUGCUUGGCCAGACAUCCCGGUACAGAUCCCAGCCUCUAAAUCCUCAGUGGUCUCGGUCCUGCCAGCUCAGCUCUGGUUAGCCAUCUCACAAUUCCUCCUGGUGGCAUGCUUCUUCCUCUCUCUUACCUAGUCACCCAUUACCUGUCUCCUGACUCUACUCCAUCCGGUGGACAGCAACGCUCUGCACCUGCCUAGGCUGAUUAGUCUCCCUUCUG
This is a messenger RNA of Leptonychotes weddellii (Weddell seal), 5164 nucleotides long. The record is from RefSeq and is a predicted model, not a curated record. NCBI's taxonomy places the organism in Eukaryota, Metazoa, Chordata, Mammalia, Carnivora, Phocidae.